CGCGAGCUUGCCAAAAACUGCCUGUGCCCACGCGCAGGCUACCGUUGUUCUAUCCCAGGCCAUCUCGCCUCUGUGUCUUCCUCCCACACCUCACCACUCACCACUCACACAUCUUGUGCCUGAUACGGGUCGGCACAUCUCGCGAUUGACCCUCCCCCACGCUUUCCCUACCCUUCCACAGCGCGUUCUUUGGCGGCCAUUGUCGUCAAAUGAACCUGCAACACCGACGCGCCCUGAGAAUAAUAUCUCACCCUUCCAAUCCGAAGGGUUGUUCCGUCUCCUAAAUGGUCUUUAAGAGCUUUACCCUCGCGCGCCAGAGUCUUGCGAAAGGCUUCACCCACGGAUACGCACAGAGCGUCGUCGCGUCAGUCACCCAGCAGAACCCCCUUGCAACCUUCAACCACGACCGCCUCCGCAAGGCAGGCGCAAACAAAAACCAGCAUGCUUUCGCAUCUACAUCAACCACCAGCGCCCUAAAGGCGCUUGGCGCACCCGACGCGCAAGACUCCGGUCUUGCCGCCUACUACGCUGCAUGGCAAAAGCACCGCAAUGUCGAGGACAAGGAGUGGUCGCAGUUCCAGUUCCGCAAGCUCAUCGAGUGGCAACCUUCCUCUGCAGGCACGAAGAGCCCCGCGGAGGCUGAGAGCAAUGUCAUCGUCGAGGAGGGGGAUGAGGAUGCGGACGUCAUUCCAGCACGCGCCGGCGUGACCCGCGCCUACAGCACCAGUCAGAUCGACGAUUUCAGAACCAUUGUUAGCGAUGAGCAGGUCGAAGAGAUUGCGUUGUCGCAGGUCGACGAGGCGAUUGCGCAAGAGGCAGCCAAGAUCGAGGCGUUGCGGUCUCGAAGCGGCACGCCCGUCUCCCAGAAAGAGGUGGCGAUUGAAGAAACACCAUCGGACGUCGACACUCUGGUGAACUCGACUACCCUAAGCCGCACCGACUCAACCAUUGCUGUUAGCCCUAUCGAGGCGGUCGAUGCCCACAUUCUCCACCUUGAGAAGCUUGCUGAGAGCCAGAAGUAUGGCGACAUCCCUGCCGUCUUCGAGUCUAUGCUCCGCUCCGGCGUCAAGCCGUCGGUCUCUGCAUACAAUGCUCUCUUGUCUGCGGCCAUCAAUCUUCCCAAGAGCAAGCACCAGGUCGUCCCCAAGGCCCUAGAUGUCUACUCGGACAUGCUCCGUCGCCGUGUCACUCCUGACACCGCCACUUACACUACGCUCAUCGAGCUUCUUUCCGACCGAUCGUUGGAAGUAGUAUCCACGAAGCAGACCCUCGAAGAGCACCGCCUUCGCUUCGGUGGGAUGGAAGAGGAGGGCAAGUUCAUGCUCAACUCCAACGAGACUGACUACGCCAUUCUUGCAGAAGACGGCUCUCUGUCGAUUGCUGUCCGCCUCUUCGAUGCCGCUAUCAAGGUGGAGUCCGGACGCACAUUCUCCGAGAAGACUUACCGCAUGCUUGUUGCUGCCUGUGCCGAGGGCGCUCGCGUUGAGGAUAUGGUGCGAAUUUUUGCUCACAUGGAGUCUCGCGGCGUCAUUCCAGCUGCGGAUAUGUUUGUCCCUAUGAUUCAUGCCUUCGGCCGGUCUGGCGAUCUCCGCAGUGCUGUUGAGUGCUACGACGAGUACAAGGCUCUCGCCAUCUCCAAUGACAACGGCAACAUCGCUCUCUCCCGUAAGGACAACGAAGUAUACGCCGCUCUCAUCAAGGCGUACGCCAUCUGCGGCCGCAUGGAGGGUGGCUGGAAGUUCCUGUCCAAGAUUGAGAAGAACCUGACUACUGCUGAGGAGGUCAUCUCGAUCCGCGACACUGUCAGCCUCAAGGCGUUCGUGCCUGAGUGGCUAAACAAGGGUGCGUUCCACGACGCUUUCGCCCACGCUGCUGAGCACAUGAGCCCGCAAGCACGCGAGGUUGCCAUGGCCGCUAUCUGCAUCAAGGCAGCCGACAAGAACAUAAUGGACGUUGCUUCUGACGCUUUCGACGCACUGCCGGCCGACGUAGAUCUUACACGACCUGCCAUGGCAAUGGGUGCCAUGCACAUCCGCAACGGGAACAUUGAAGCCGCUGAAGUGUUCUGGAGGAUGCUGGAGCUUUCUCCUACCAAGCCUUCCUUCGUCGAACCCACCGCCAUGCACAGCAUCGCCCUCAUCGGCAGCGGUCAGGCUGACCGUGGUCUCCGCCAGGGCCGUCAAAUGUUCGCUCGCAUCCGCGACUCUCAAUCCGCCUCUCAGCAGGCCAAGAUGGAGGUUGUGGAGCACAUUGACGAGGCCAUCGAAGUCAUGGGCCAGUUCAUGAUAAAGCGCGGAGUUAUCCUCCCCGCACGAGCUAGCAUGGAGCUCAUGUGGACUAUGAUCGAGAACGGUGGAUUGGUGACCCCCGUUGCUCAUCACUUACUCGCUGGUAUGGGUCCUGAAGCUGUUGCUCAGCUCAGCUUCGAGGACGUUACCCUCCUUAUGCAGGUCCAAUCUGGAAUCAUCCUCAACUCUACCGAGGUCGACAUUGCUCACGCCGCCCGAUUUUCCCAUCUUCUUGAAGUUAUUACAUCGUUAGGCGCGCCCGUGAACAAAGCGACAUCCGGUUUAGUGGAGAAGGUUCUUGUGAAGCUUGACCGAGGAGACCUCCAGCAUCGGUGGUACAGCUAUAAGCAUCCGGCUCCGGAGGCUAUCUACUCUCCGGCGUCGUUUGCUGCAUAUCCCGUGCCGCCUCCUGCACCAGUGGUUGCUCCCACCUUCGAAGACUCCUACGAUCCGUAUGCCGCUACUACGGACAACAAGGGCUCCGUGUCCAUCACUGAGCUCCUCGAGAAGACCCACGGACGGUCUGCGUCACACUUGAACGAGGCUCUGAUGAGGUUCAAGAAUAUGCGCCGUGCUGGACGACACCCUCGUUUCUUCACGUACGCUAAGCUCAUCACUGCUGCCGCGAAGGAGGACCGCUUGAACCUCGCCCACGACAUCCUCAACCUCGCCAAGCAGGAUGUGCCUCUGCUUCCCCAGUACCGCAUCGUCCGUUACGGCUGGGUUACGAUCUUGGACGCAAUGGUUGCUGCUUGCCUCACAACUGGUCGCCGCGAUCUCGCUGCUCAGUACCAUCAGGAUCUUCUCGAGAUGGGCGCUGCUCCUACCGCCAACACUUUCGGUCUGUACAUCACCACGCUCAAGGAGUCUACCAAGACCUUUGACGAAGCUACCGAGGCCGUCAAGAUCUUCCUCCGCGCCAAGACCGAAGGUGUCGAGCCCUCGUCCUUCCUCUACAACGCUCUGAUUGGCAAGCUCGGUAAAGCUCGUCGCAUCGACGACUGUCUCUUCUACUUCUCUGAGAUGCGCAACCUCGGUAUCCGCCCCACAAGCGUCACUUACGGUACCAUCGUCAACGCCCUUUGCCGCGUAAGCGACGAGAAGUUCGCUGAGGAGCUGUUUGAGGAGAUGGAGACCAUGCCCAACUACAAGCCCCGUCCCGCGCCGUACCACAGCAUGAUGCAGUUCUUUUUGACUACUAAGCGCGAUCGAAGCAAGGUUCUCUCCUACUACGAGCGUAUGCGUGCGAAGCGCAUUGAACCUACCACGCACACGUACAAGCUACUUAUCGACACAUACGCCACGCUUGAGCCCGUCAACAUGGAGGCCGCCGAGAACGUCCUUGCUCAGAUCCGCGAGGCUGGUGCGAUUCCGGAGGCAGUACAUUACUCUUCCCUGAUCCACGCCAAGGGAUGCGUCAUGCACGACAUGAAGGGCGCUCGCAAACUGUUCGACACUGUUCUUGCCGACUCUCGCAUUCGCCCGCAAGCCUGUCUCUACCAAGCCCUUUUCGAGGCAAUGGUCGCCAACCACCAGAUCGCCGACACUGAGCCUGUCCUCCGGGACAUGCGUGCUCGCGGCGUGGAGAUGACGCCUUACAUCGCCAACUCGCUCAUCCACGGUUGGGCUCUUGUGCACAACAUCGAGAACGCGAAAGCCAUCUACGAUGCUGUCUCCGAGGCCAAGCGCGAGCCCAGCACCUACGAGGCCAUGACGCGCGCUUUCAUGGCUGUAGAGGACCGCGCUUCUGCCAUGGCGGUUGUCAAUGAGGGUCUCUCCCGCGGCUACCCCGCCGCUGUUGCUGGCAAGAUCCUCGAGCUUGUGGGGGGCGGCCGUGCCGCGUCUGCUGCUGAUGUCGCUGCUUAAAUGCAUCCGCCAUCGGCUUCCCUUCGGUUCAAUUCGAUGAUCACCUGAGUUUAGAAGAGCAAUAUUUCCUUUGUAAUCCUGUUUUGCAACGGCCACCUUACCGUCAUGCCCCUGCGACGCGCCUCGGACGACACGAUGUCUCUGAUGGUGUACUGCAGCUGGGCACUCGCUUCUUGUGCUUCAAAAGUCGCUUUUACCUGUUUGUUCUAUUUAGCCUUUCCUAUGUAAAAGCGACGGCGUUGAUGGCGGCGGUGUAAGGAUGGGAUGGGAAGAUAUCCUGAUACCCCUUCGGAACGGUGUCGGGAUGGUGUACAGUAAGAUGGUUUUAGCCAGGGCAUUGCGUUUACAUUGCGAGCGGGAGUCUUUUCCUUGUGCGUAGCGUGUAUAAAUACCCGAGCGAUACCAUCUCCUCUCUAGACGGUUGGGGUGAACUGGAAGAUCGUGGCAUGACGAAUGAGCGUUCAUGCUGGUGUUCAGAACAUACAUAACACG
Paraphaeosphaeria sporulosa is the source of this 4646-nucleotide messenger RNA. RefSeq lists its product as uncharacterized. The transcript is spliced from 2 exons. Bases 285 to 4154 code for a protein of 1289 amino acids. The record is from RefSeq and is a predicted model, not a curated record. Lineage: Eukaryota; Fungi; Ascomycota; Dothideomycetes; Pleosporales; Didymosphaeriaceae. Gene Ontology annotation, molecular function: protein binding.